GAAGAUUUCUAAUGAGUCCAUUACUGUCUCACGCAUUGUCCCAAUGAGUGAGAGCAAGAGACGCAAACCAAACACGCCGACUCCUGACUCGGGCGAGUCACCUUUACUUAACGAGAGUAUACUUUUACUUAUCUUUGAGUCAGUAAAAUGGGACAUUCGCAUCCUUUCCUUGACUGGCUCCCUCAACCAGAAGCUCCGGGCGAUCGCAGAGAGGCUUCUCUGGCGGAAGCUCUGCGCGUAUAGGGCGCCGCGCAUGGUAAAUGCAUUGGCUAACGGAGCCCCUAACGGUCGUAUUAACGGUGGAUGGAACGCGCUCGCUAAGCUAAUGUUUUUCUGUUGCGGGUGUGAGUCAACUCGUAAUUUCCAACUGAAUCAACGUCUGUCGGGUCAUUUUGUUAAAUCCUCUCGGUUUUCUAAAACAUCGGGUCGGAGCUUUUUAACGAAGAAAUGUCAGGGCGAUUUGUUGUAUGUAAGUGACCCGUGUGAGCAUCCACUUGUUGAUAAGAAUGACGACGUCGGAAUAUUCCGAGGGGUAUUUCGGGGAUUUACGAGAUCCAGGACGAGAGCAUGCUUGAUUCGACGCCAGGUGGGGUUCGAGGAGAGCGUGAGAUGUCCUUACUGCGGGGUCCGUGUUUGGAGCAUGACAACGGCUCGGCUUAUUCCUAAGAGCGCGGCUCGCCGGCUGGGCACUCGUGAUGGUGGGUUAGAGUAUUUUGUUUGUUUGAAUGGGCACUUAUACGGGAAUUGUUGGCUGGUGCCGUUAUCGUCUGAUGAAGAUCGUUGUGAUGAUGAAGAGGAUGGCGACGCUAGUGGUGAUUCUGAUGACGGUCUUGAUGAUGACUCUCAGACGGUUAAAGAUGGAAGUACGAGCUCCAUGGGCGAGGAGGUUUGUGGUGAUGAUUGAUUGAUGACCCCACAUCUUGUGUAUCUCACUGAUGAUAUGGAUUGUAUAUACAAUUUUGUGCUGAUGUGGAUUUUUUUUUUUCUCGUUGUUGUACUGAACAUUGUAGUGCUGUUUUCUUUCAA
Mangifera indica (mango) is the source of this 1026-nucleotide messenger RNA. Its product is annotated as EID1-like F-box protein 3. NCBI's taxonomy places the organism in Eukaryota, Viridiplantae, Streptophyta, Magnoliopsida, Sapindales, Anacardiaceae. The transcript has a single exon. Bases 44 to 904 code for a protein of 286 amino acids. The record is from RefSeq and is a predicted model, not a curated record.